Paramuricea clavata is the source of this 932-nucleotide messenger RNA. The record is from the annotation of a GenBank genome assembly. Lineage: Eukaryota; Metazoa; Cnidaria; Anthozoa; Malacalcyonacea; Plexauridae.
AUGCCUAUUAACUAUUAUUAUUAUGCCUUGGCUGAAAAGCAGGGGGCAUUCUUGCUUACCGCACGACCAAUCAUAGCAGCACUUACUGUACUGGAUCACCCCAGUGAAGAGGAAGAGGGUCCAGAUCCUGAUCUAGUUAAGGGUAUUCUUGAAGAUGCCCUAGUCCUUCUAGGCAAUGCUAAUGUUCGUCUAAAUACAUGGCGACAGCGUCGAUUUUCUGAGUACCUAACUGAGGUUGGCAAGCGUACCCUUAAGGAAGAGAUUCCAUCUGAUCAACACCUCUUCCCAGAUCGGUUUCAUGACCGUAUCAAAGAUGAGCAUAAUUAUACAGCCACCAAUAAAAAUUUGAUCAGCAAACCGCAUGACAAAGACCUGUCUUCGCCAAGAUUCAUUCCUUCUCGGCAGCCCUUUAAUUUCGUGGUCGCUCAGGAGCCACUAGCCGGGGUAAUGGCAGUCGAAAACGAAGGUGGAACUAUACCCCCCGAGAUAACAAUCCGGGAACCUCAUAAAGAUUCCAAUCCAGAACUGGGUCAGCAGCAGGCAAAAGCUGACUAUCCGUUUCCACGAUUAACAAACAUACGAUUGCACACAUUCCCAACUGCAGGCCGCCUAAUUCAUUGUUUAGAAAAUUGGAAGAUAAUCUCUCAGGAUCCUUAGAUCCUACAAACGGUACAGGGUUACAAAAUACCUCUGAUCGGUUCUCCACACCAAUGGAGAUUGAGAGAGACCAAUCCUCCAUUACGACAGCAGUACCUCAUGGACAAUGCAGUUCAGGAGUUGCUCAACAAAGCAGCAAUCAAGCUGGUCCAACCAGUUCCGGAUCAGUUUGUGUCAACUUUAUUUCUAGUGGAGAAAGAGAACAAUUCUGGCCAGUAUCGUCCCGUCAUAAACCUUCGUGCCCCGAACCAAUUUGUGGAACCCCAGCCAUUUAA